This is a messenger RNA of Cuscuta epithymum, 2433 nucleotides long. Lineage: Eukaryota; Viridiplantae; Streptophyta; Magnoliopsida; Solanales; Convolvulaceae. The record is from the annotation of a GenBank genome assembly.
GAAGUAAUGUUGAAAAUGGAAGCUGAUUUCUUUUUUAUGAGGGGGGAGGGGGAUCCUCACCACUUUUUCUUUUAUUUGAAUAAUAAAAUGCUCAUUUCUAAGGUCACCAAAUUCUGAUAUAAGUUCUUCCCUGCUCUUGCUGCACUCUGCCCCGUGAGACCCCCAAAAGCCUUUUCCUCAUUGAGCUGCUUAAUUACGCCAUCUCAGUGAUUAACAUCUGUUCGCCAUUUGCUACAGCCGCGGAUACAUACAACUACUACUCUGUACUAGAGAGAGAACCUCUGCUUCAACGUCGCCGGCGAUCAUGGUGUUCACUUCCGGUCGGCCGUUUCUUUUCAAGAGUAUCCUAUUUGCUUGCGUGGUCUACUUCCCUUCAUCAUUCCCAACGCAAGUUGAUUACUUGGAGGAUAGCCCAACAACUGUGGGGAAUAUAAGCUCCAUAAACACAUCUUCUUACGAUUUUGAUUCAUCUUUCAAAGUGAGCUUGCCACCGGCCAUUCUACAAUCCUUCACUUACCCCGCACCCUUGCCGCAAUGGCAAACAGGCGCAGCAGGAGCAUUCGCAAGUGGAGCAAUUGACCUUGGAGGAUUAGUAGUGUCCCAAACAAGGAACCUCACUCAGGCGUGGAAUACCAGCACGGGCAAUGGCGCCACUUUCUUCGAACCAUCGUCGCUGCCAGAGGGAUUCUUUAUUCUGGGAUCAUAUGCACAACCGAACAAUGUCCCGCUUUUCGGAGGCGUUCUCGUAGCGAAAGACAUCACGGGCCGUUCAUUAAGAAAACCGACCGACUACGCCCUCUUUUGGUGUAGCCAGAAUAACAGCAAGGCAGGCUCUGAUACCACACAGCCUGGCUACUUUUGGUUGCCUAACUGCACGGCAGGAUAUGUAGCCGUUGGAUACCUUGUGACAAACACAUCUAAUAAGCCUCCCCUUGAGAAAAUCAGGUGCGUCCUUUCCAAUUUCACAAAUGCAUCUGUGACCGCCGGUGAUCCGAUUUGGAGCGUGGAUGGGGUGUCAAUAUCCACUGCCAUGCCGCAAGAGCGCGGGGUCCAAGCCCGCGCCCUGGCCAGCUGUUCAUUCAUGAUUCAAGCCAGUUCGACCAAUCUUUCUUCACUGCCGCCGCAGCCAGCUUGCUUGAGAAACGCAAACCAAAAUUUCUCAUGUGCAGCGAUGCCAAGCAAGUCCCAAAUCCAGGCUUUGAUGGAAGCCUACGGUCCUUUAUUUUACUUUCACCCGAACGAGAAAUUCCUGCCUUCUUCGGUGGAAUGGUUUUUCCAGAACGGGGCUUUACUACGGUGGAAAAAUGGAUCAUCAUCAGAAGGGGGAGUUCCAGUCUGGCUGAACGGCUCGAACCUUCCUUUAAAUGGAACCGGGUACUGGUUGGACCUCCCGGCUAACGCUACAGAGAAGCAGAGAGUGAAGAAAGGUGACGUAGAGAACGCGACGACCUAUGUACACGUGAAGUCAAUGUUUGGCGGGACGUUUACCGAUAUGGCGGUUUGGGUGUUCUACCCCUUCAAUGGCCCCGCCUUUGUGAAAAUCGGGAAAGAGACGAUCUCUUUGGAAACAAUAGGAGAGCACACGGGCGAUUGGGAACACGUGACGUUAAGGAUUAACAACUUCGACGGGGCGUUAGAAAGCGUGUUCUUCUCACAGCACGCGGGAGGCGUUUGGGUAAAGGCCUCCCAGCUGGAGUUCUGGAAUGGCACAAAUAAACCGGUGGUUUAUGCAUCCCUGCACGGGCAUGCUGCAUAUCCGAAAGCGGGGGAGAACUUGCUAGGGAGUGGAUUGGUGAAGAUAAAGAAUGCGGCUGCGAUUGGAAAGGUGUCCAUGGACACGGGGCUGAACUUCACGCUUCUGUCCGCGGAGUGUUUGGGCGACGACGCUGUGGUUGAGCCAAAUUGGUUGAACAGUUCUUUAGCAUGGGGUCCGACUGUUAUCUAUGCCAUUGCAAAGGAGCUGAAAUUUCUCCAACAUAAACUGCCCCCAGAGCUUAUGCAUGAGCAAGGACCGUGUAGCCCAAAGCUCAAAGAAUCUUGGAGUCUAGAUGAAAAGUGUUGGAAUUAACCAAUAAGCCAUUAACCAUAUACUAUCGUAUAUAAUCAAAUGUUAUAAGAGAGUUGUUGUUUGAUUGUUGGAACAGUUCAUUUUUACCACUGUUUGAUGAAUGUCUCUGAAUCUCUGAUUAUAUUUAACUACGUGCGUCGUGCGGAUAUGGAUUUGAACUUAUCUCCAAACUUUUACACAAACUACAUGCAUCCAGUGUUGUAUUGUAAGUUCAUAUAGCUUAGGGUACGUUUGGUUUGGGGUUAUCAUAUAUGCCGGCCCGAAUCUAAUGUCCGAAAUGUAAGAUAUCCGUUUGGUUCACAGGUUCGAAAAUUUUUGGGGAAUGAUACAUUCCCAAAAUGAUAAUAAUGAUAUCUCAUUGCCGG